Molecule: messenger RNA, 1956 nt
Organism: Arctia plantaginis
Lineage: Eukaryota; Metazoa; Arthropoda; Insecta; Lepidoptera; Erebidae
Source: the annotation of a GenBank genome assembly
AUGGGUGUGUAUGACAACCCCAAAAGAACUUCAGCAGUAUGGCAAUACUUUACAAGGAAACCGAAUUAUAUUGCGUCUUGCAACGUUUGCAAAAAGGAUUAUUCAUACAAAUCAACGGUUAGUAAUUUAAGCAAACAUUGGAAAAAGAAACACGUACAAAAUACAGGUGAUGAUUAUUCUGACAGUAGUGAUGAAGAGGACAGCAAUAACAGUAACGAUUUUACCAAAAGUUUCAACAAAAAUGUAAGCAGUAACGAAUCUGAUUCCCAAUCAACAUGGCAGUACUUCGAUAUCUUGGACAGUGACCAGUUCGUGGCUAGAUGCAAGAUCUGUGAGAAAGAUAUCGCCUACGACACCGUGUCUAACUUAACGGAACACGCUAGGGAGCACAAUGUGAUGGUGUCUGAUGAUGAAGAGUGGUUGGACAAGAAGGAAAAAAUCGUGAUUAAAAAACAGUUAAAAAGAGCCAACGCAUCAGCAGUAUGGCGGUUCAUGGAGGUGAUAGAUGAAGAGGCGAGGAACGCAGUCUGCUUGAUAUGCAAAAGGCAGCUGUCCUUCAUGACCAGCAUCAGUAAUUUGAGGAAGCAUAUCCAGAGGGUUCACCCUCAUAUCACCAUUGAUGAUGAUAUUAAUGAUAGGAAUGACAAGAAGGUUAUAAUAUCAACUGAUGGACAACUUUACGAGAUUGCCACGUCAGAUGGAGAGAAGGACCCAGUAGCUACAAACGAAGUAUAUAUAGAAGAUUCAAUAGAUAAUGAUAUUUUAGAGCACAUAGAAAAUACGACGCCAUCAAAACGAAUCAAAAUAUUAGAUAAAAAAUCACUCAAAAGAAAACGAGUAUCGAAAGAACGGUUUCAAAGUUACGAAAAUAUCGAUUCUGUCGAUGACAGCAGUAACGAAACUCCUACGAAAAAUACUUCAAAAACAAACAGUAUAGAUAUAUUUGGACAAUAUGUUAUAACGUUAUUAAAAGAAUUACCUAAACAUGUGUCAGAUCAAUUACAAAGUGAUAUUAUUAAACAAAUAUUUACAGCAAAAAUUGCACUCGAGACGUCGUACUCGGCGACUUUAAAUGAGAGAACCGGUACUGUUACGAUAAAUAACAGUCCUAAUACAAGUAUACCAGAUAUGACUGGGAACAGCACUAGUGAUGUUAAUCUGACAAGGGACAUCGAUAGAAAUGAUGACACCGAUAUAGAAAAUGGGAACGAAGACACUCAAGAAGAGUCACAGAAGUUGAAUGACCUGUGGAACUACUUUGAGCAGGAAGGCACGAAGGUGCGCUGCGUAGUCUGCAGACAGGUUCUAGAAGACACCUCGUAUGAUAACCUGAAGGAACACCUGUUCGCUCAGCAUCCAAAGUUACUCCUGCAGCUCGUACGAGAACAGGAUCAAGACACAAAAUCCAACGCAUCUGAUGACGAAGACAAUACGUACACAGAGGUAGUGUACCUCGAGCAAGAUUCAGCUUCGGACGACACCGCGAGAACCAGCGACAAACCCAAAAUAAUAUCCACGUACAUACAGAACCGUCCCCAAAAACGUACCAGAAUUAACUCUUCUACUGACCAUCAAAUUAUCAAAGUAAAGAAAGAUAGCGAACCCCAAAAAGAGAGAGAAGAGAAACAAGAAGAGGAGUCAGAAUUAGACACUUUUAUUAAAUAUAUACGGUGUUUGUUAAAAAAGUUGUCUCCAGACGUAUUUUCUAAAGUCCAAGUUGAUAUUUUAAAAACGAUAAUGGAUGCUCAGUAUUCAAAUAACAUAACUAAUAUUAAUCAUACGAGUAUAUCGGCAUCUAGUGUAUCUAAGCCUAGUAUUAUAACAGAUUUCGCUACCUGUUCCGGAUCGAAUGUUACAAGAGUGAAUGAGAUAGUACCAAAAAAGGGCCCUCUUGUUGGGAAUUAUACUGUCUCACUUGCUCCAGAAGACAAUGAUUUGGAAAUUAAACAAAAAUAA